Messenger RNA from Akanthomyces muscarius, 717 nucleotides. RefSeq lists its product as uncharacterized. The coding region runs from base 1 to 717 and encodes 238 amino acids. The transcript has a single exon. The record is from RefSeq and is a predicted model, not a curated record. NCBI's taxonomy places the organism in Eukaryota, Fungi, Ascomycota, Sordariomycetes, Hypocreales, Cordycipitaceae.
AUGCACCAGCAGCUUAGAGAUCUCUCCGGGGAGGAUUCCCACUUCUCGCAGGGGCGACACCAGCCUGAGGAGCUGAAUCUGGAAGCCCAUGGCGUUGCAGCUCCCUCGGACCCCCUAGAAGAUGUGUUUGGCGCGGACAGCGGCGUUGAAGCUCAGGACGUCGUGCUACAGGCACCAGAAUCCACGCACCCGACGGACAUGAGUCGUUUGCAGGCAGAACACAGCACAUCGGGCUACAGAGAGGGCGUAGCGGUGGCCAAAGAGGCCAGCAUACAGCCGGGAUUUGACGAAGGCUUCAGCUUGGGGGCCACGAUUGGGCAAAAGGCCGGGCAUCUUGUUGGCAUACUCGAGGGCAUCAGCAACGCCCUGCAGCCCCUCGGCAACGAGAGAUCGGCGGAAGCGGAGCAGCUACUGAAUCAAGCCCGUGAGGAACUCAACACCAAGCAUAUUUUUAGCCCAGAGUACUGGGCACCCGACGGAAACUGGACCUACCAAGUUGACCCUUCAGGCGAGGAAAGGGAGGUGUUGUUUCCCGACGUGGCAGAGGCGCAUCCCCUGCUCCAGAAGUGGACUGGCAUCGUCGACACGCAGGUGCAGCAGUGGCAUAUCCAGCUCGAUAUCCUGCGUGAUGAGACGGGUCCCCGGGUGGAAAUAAUCUCAGAUGAGCAAGCCAAAUCGGGUCUCGCGCAAAAGACGAAUAAGGCACUGGACUGGUGA